UGAACGUGGAUGGCACCCGUGGGUGCUGGGGGGUUGCUGCACGUAUAGAAACAUGUGGAAGCAUUGUCCCAGCACCCACGGGUGCUCCGGUUUUCCAUCUCCUCCCCAGGGCCAGCACCCGUUUGGAGACAAGGCCAAGGAGCAGGAGCUGCUGGAGCAGCAGAAGAGGGCGGCGGUGCUGCUGGAGCAAGAGCGGCAGCAGGAGAUGGCCAAGCUGGCGCCCGCAGUGCCCCGGCCCCCCCCUGACGUGGCACCCAUGGGUGCCCGGGCUCCUCUGCCCCCCCGAGGCAGCACACCCAUGGGUGCCCCCAUAUCUGGGGUGCCUAUGGGUGCCCCCCGCCCUCGUGGGCCCCCACCGCCCCCUGGGGAGGAGAGCCGAGAGCCAGACGACCCGACCGUGGGCCCCAAGAUCCCACAGGCGCUGGAGAAGAUCCUGCAGCUGAAGGAGAUCCGGCAGGAGGAGCUGAUCACCGUGCCCGGGCUUUCGGCAGAGGAUGAGAUGGAGACGGAGCCACGGGCGUCAGCAUCGGCCUCAGAGGCGGAAGAAGACGCCGGGCUCUCCAAAAAGGAGCGCAACCGCAAGCGCCGCAACCGCAAGAAGAAGAAACGGGGGCGGGGGGCGGUGCGGGAAGGGGCCCCCACCCAAACCCGGGGGGACCCGGAGACCCCAGGAGACACCCCCGCUGUGGAAAUCGAAUAUGUCACCGAGGAGCCCGAGAUCUACGACCCCAAUUUUGUGUUUUUUAAGAGAAUUUUUGAGGCUUUUAAGCUGACAGAUGACGUCAAGAAGGACAAAGAGAAAGAACCAGACAAGGCGGACAGGGCAGAAAGUGCCACCGUCCCCAAGAAGAAAGGUUUCGAGGACGGGCACAAGGGCAGCGAGGAUGACAGCUCCGAGGACGAGCAGGAGAAGAAGCCGGAGGUGCCGAAGCUCUCCAAGAAGAAGCUGCGGCGCAUGAACCGCUUCACCGUGGCCGAGCUGAAGCAGCUGGUGGCCCGCCCAGACGUGGUGGAGAUGCACGAUGUGACAGCACAGGAUCCCAAGCUCUUGGUGCACCUCAAGGCCACCCGCAACUCGGUGCCCGUGCCGCGGCACUGGUGCUUCAAGCGGAAGUACCUGCAGGGUAAGAGGGGCAUCGAGAAGCCGCCGUUCGAGCUGCCCGACUUCAUCAAGCGCACCGGCAUCCAGGAGAUGCGCGAGGCCCUGCAGGAGAAGGAGGAGCAGAAGACAAUGAAGUCGAAGAUGAGGGAGAAGGUUCGUCCCAAAAUGGGGAAGAUCGACAUCGAUUACCAGAAGCUGCACGACGCCUUCUUCAAGUGGCAGACCAAGCCCAAACUCACCAUCCACGGGGACCUCUACUACGAGGGGAAGGAGUUCGAGACGCGGCUGAAGGAGAAGAAGCCGGGCGACCUCUCGGACGAGCUGCGCAUCGCCCUGGGCAUGCCUGUGGGGCCGGUGAGCAGGGGCACCUGUGGCAGCGAGACCCCCCAGCUCUUCACGGUGGUCCCUGAAAAGCGCACGGCCACCGUUGGCACCGCCAUGAUGGGUUCCACCCACAUCUACGACAUGUCGGCGGUGAUGGGGCGCAAGGGCCCGGUACCCGAGGCGCAGGGGGUGGAGGUGGCCCUGGCCCCCGAGGAGCUCGAGCUCGACCCCACAGCCAUGACGCAGAAAUACGAGGAACACGUGCGGGAGCAGCAGGCCCAGGUGGAAAAAGAAGAUUUCAGCGACAUGGUGGCUGAGCACGCCGCCAAGCAGAAGCAGAAGAAGCGGAAGGCGCAGCCCCAGGACGCCCGGGGAGGCGGCAAAAAAUAUAAAGAGUUUAAGUUCUAGGAGGGGGGGGUGACACGUUUGUCACCUCUUUUGUCACCCUCCUCGGGACCAGCCUUUUGUCACCUC
Messenger RNA from Haliaeetus leucocephalus (bald eagle), 1900 nucleotides. It is a transcript of the gene SF3B2, whose product is annotated as splicing factor 3b, subunit 2, 145kDa. The transcript is spliced from 14 exons. The record is from RefSeq and is a predicted model, not a curated record. NCBI's taxonomy places the organism in Eukaryota, Metazoa, Chordata, Aves, Accipitriformes, Accipitridae. Gene Ontology annotation, cellular component: U2 snRNP; precatalytic spliceosome; catalytic step 2 spliceosome. The coding region runs from base 53 to 1834 and encodes 593 amino acids. Gene Ontology annotation, biological process: mRNA splicing, via spliceosome.